Messenger RNA from Rotaria socialis, 870 nucleotides. The record is from the annotation of a GenBank genome assembly. NCBI's taxonomy places the organism in Eukaryota, Metazoa, Rotifera, Eurotatoria, Philodinida, Philodinidae.
AUGGGUGUUCAAACAUCAUCAGUGACUUCUAAUCAAGGAGUGAAUGAUACUAUGAAACCACCAAAUGAUGCUAAACAUGCAACAGUUAAUAGUUCAAUAGAUCAGUGUCCUCAUUUUCAAAAGCAAUCAACUCAAGAAACAACUUAUCCAAGUGAAUGUCCUAUGUCAGGUUCAGCAGGAGCAGCAGGAAAUAAUGAUGUCAAUCCAUUAAAUAUGAUGCCAGCACCCAAUCAAAUGCCGGCACCUGAUCAACCAUUUCUAUUGUCAACAGAACGUGUUACUUCAAAUAUACCCAAAGUAUCGGAGAAACAGGAAAAUUGGGUCUAUCCAUCUCCCCAAAUGUUUUGGAAUGCAAUGUUACGUAAAGGUUGGCGUUGGCAAGAGGAUGCUUUAAAGCCUGCUGAUAUGGAAAAUAUUGUUCGAAUGCAUAACAUUAAUAAUGAACUUGCUUGGUUUGAAGUAUUGAAAUGGGAAGCAUUACAUGCCAAUGAAUGUAUGAGUCCUCGUUUAGCAUCAUUUGGUGGAAAAGCUAAAGAUUAUUCACCUCGUGCACGUAUUAGAAAUUGGUUAGGUUAUCAACUUCCGUUUGAUCGUCACGAUUGGAUUGUUGAUCGAUGUGGCCAACGGGUGCGGUAUAUUAUCGAUUAUUAUGAUUCAGAAAAAGUUGAUCAUGAUACAUUAACAUUUACAAUCUUAGAUGUUCGACCUGCAUUUGAUUCAUUUGGUGCUGCUUGGGAUCGUACACGUGCUGCAUGGUGGCGUUGGACUGUACGAGAUAAUUACGAUUCAAAUGAAGCGCAUACCCGUGAUGAAUUGAUCAAAACAGCUAAACGUGAACUUGAUGAUAAAAAAGAAUCAAUAAGAUCUUAA